Messenger RNA from Oncorhynchus kisutch (coho salmon), 2351 nucleotides. RefSeq names its product gap junction delta-2 protein-like. Bases 1319 to 2233 code for a protein of 304 amino acids. Gene Ontology annotation, biological process: cell-cell signaling. Gene Ontology annotation, cellular component: connexin complex. The transcript has 2 exons. Gene Ontology annotation, molecular function: gap junction channel activity. The record is from RefSeq and is a predicted model, not a curated record. NCBI's taxonomy places the organism in Eukaryota, Metazoa, Chordata, Actinopteri, Salmoniformes, Salmonidae.
UGGAUGAAAGGCAAGGCUGGAAGAGAGUGAUAAUGGAAAAUGGUUUGUGUGUCGGUUGUGUUGUAUUUGGAGUGGAACAGUGAGAGAUGAGAAAGGAGGGGAUAAACAGAGCAAUGGAGGGAGGGAGGGAGGAGCAGAGCGAUGAUUCCUCUCUAAUCCUCUGGACACUCGCGAACCGGGUGGCUGCAGACAGACCGAGAGUGUAAGAGAGUGAGAGGGAGUGGGCAGGUGGAGACGGAGAGAGUGUGAAGUCAAACUGUGAGAGGAGCAAGAUGAAGGCUGAGGGAGGAGGAGAAGAAGGGCUAUUAUUCCUCUAGCACGCUGAGAGAAACCAGUGGGGAGCGUUCCUUACGAGCAGAAGCGAAGCAGCUAUUCACUCUCUGCCAGAGUGAGAGAGGGGGAGAGCGAGCGAUAAACGAGAGAGAGAGAGGUACACUACUCCGCUGACAGUGUGAACAGAACGAGGAGAGAUGAGAGAGGGAGGGUGAAGCAGAAAACUAGACAAUGUGGAGGGAGAGCAGUAGGUAGCAGCUUGUUCGGGAGAGGUGGAGAGAGAGGCAGAGAAGCACAAGACUAGCCACAGGGAAGGAGAGAGAGAGGACGGAGGAGAGACAGUGGGGGAGGGAAGAGGAGGAUGAGGGAGGAGUGGAGCGAGAAGCUGAUCUUUGACUGUUGAGGACAAUGUGCGAGCGUGUGAGCGUGAAGUGUGCUUGUGAGACUGGGUGCGAUGGAUCACUGUUCCUGCACACUGUAAGUCUCAGUGCAUGGCAGGGCGUUUAGUGUGUGAGUCUGGUUUCAUUGUGUUUUACAAGACACAGCACAGAGGCUGAGGGAUUACGACAGCUGGGGAGAGAGUGUGAGGCUCUUCUAUGUGUGUUGUGGUAGCGAGCAGGUGUGUGUGUGUGUGUGUGUGAAAGCAGCUGGAGACAGAGAUAGGUAGAAAGGCCAGGUACACCUAGAGGGCAGGAUCGCAGAGAGAGAGAACCCACGUGAGGGCAGAACUAGUGAAAACAGGGACACCAACUCUGCCACCAGAUACAGUGCUUGUACGUGCACAGCGGCACACAGAAGAAGCACCGUUCCAGUCAUCUCAGGUCAGCGCGGUGGGGGUGGAGCCAGGGUCCAUGGAUAUCCACCAGGCAGCCAUGGGGGCCCAGUGAGCUGUAGUAGAGGACGCCCUCUGCCCCCAGUCCCACCCAGCAGCAGCACUCUCGCUUCCCCUCCGGUGGGUAGACGAAGGUGAGCCUAGGGCACUUCGAAGCCCCGAAGGAGGGCCUACAGCGGGUUUCCUGUACCCAGAGGAGGAACCACGGCCAUCAUGGGGGAGUGGACCAUCCUGGAGCGCCUUCUGGAGGCUGCCGUCCAGCAGCAUUCCACCAUGAUCGGAAGGAUUCUUCUGACCGUGGUGGUGAUCUUUCGGAUCCUGAUCGUGGCCAUCGUUGGCGAGACGGUGUAUGAGGACGAGCAGACCAUGUUCAUCUGCAACACCCUGCAGCCGGGUUGCAACCAGGCCUGCUACGACAAGGCCUUCCCUAUCUCCCACAUCCGCUACUGGGUCUUCCAGAUCAUUCUGGUGUGUACGCCCAGCCUGUGCUUCAUCACCUACUCUGUGCACCAGUCGGCCAAGCAGCGUGACAGACGCUACUCCUUCCUCUACCCGCUGCUGGAGCGUUCGGAUUACGGGCAAAGUGGCACCAGGAAGCUUCGUAACAUCAACGGCAUCCUGGUGCACCACGGCGACGGUGGCGGGAAGGACGAGCAUGACUGCAUGGAGGUCAAGGAGAUCCCCAAUGUGCCGCGGGGGCUCACACAUGGCAAGAAGUCCAAGCAGCGCCAGCAGGAGGGCAUCUCGCGCUUCUACAUUAUCCAGGUGGUGUUCCGUAACGCACUGGAGAUCGGCUUUCUGGUGGGGCAGUACUUCCUAUACGGCUUCAGCGUGCCGGGCAUCUUCGAGUGCGACCGCUACCCCUGUGUGAAGGAGGUGGAGUGCUACGUGUCGCGGCCCACCGAGAAGACGGUCUUCCUGGUCUUCAUGUUCGCCGUGAGCGGCAUCUGCGUGCUGCUCAACCUGGCAGAGCUCAACCACCUGGGCUGGAAGAAGAUCAAGGCAGCCAUCCGGGGAGUGCAGGCCCGCCGCAAGUCCAUCUGCGAGAUCCGCAAGAAGGACAUGACCCACAUGUCGCAGCCCCCCAACAUGGGCAGGACCCAGUCCAGCGAAUCCGCCUACGUCUGAUGGCGACAGGGCUAUACGCUGGGUAAGUGAGGGGGCAGGGUAGGGAACGAGUGGGGCGACCACUCCAUUCCACUCUCUCUUUUUAGAGUUUUAAUGGAAAGAGGAGGAGGGGGACGUG